AUCCCAAACCCAACCCAGAAAGAUUGAUAACCCCUGUCAGGCUAUCAUCUCUAAACCCUGCAAUCUCUCUCUCUCUCUCUCUCUCUCUCUGUACACUCAUGGUUUAUUAAUUUCCCCAAAAAUCAUCAUCAUCAUCAUCCAAAAAUGAUAAGCACCACCACCGCAACAGCGGCAGCAGCAACCUCGAGACUCAUAAUCUCAUACAUCGGGAACCGAGCCAUCUCUCCCCCUCUCUUCUUCACAAAAAAGCUCUUGUUCCCUUCUUACUCCACUCUACACUCCCACCGUUACUCCCAUUUCUCUUCCUCUGCCCUAGCUUCUCCUCUUACUGACACUAAUACAGCCGCUGAUUUACCGGAAUCAGGCGUUAAUUCGCACCACCCGUGGCCCGAAUGGGUGCUUUUCGUCGACCGAUUGAAUUCGAAAGGCUAUUUAUCGAAUAGCGGUGCUGAUAGUCCUCAAAUUGCGCGGAGAAUUGAUUAUAAGGAUAUGAACAUGAUGAGAGACGCUUGUCUUAGCUUUGCUCGUGACCGUCUCGAUAUUUUCCAGUCGUUGUCAAGGCCAUAUAUUCAGGCUGUAGUGGAGAGAGGAUGUCCUAAUGUGUUCAGAAAAUCUGUUAAUUCAGGGAAAAGGUUGAGAGUAUAUAUGCAACUUGACGAAGGAGAUGUGUGCAGCAAUUGCUUGCUCCGAGGAUCUUGUGACAGGGCCAAUGUGAUAGUAAAAGAUUCAGAAGCAGCGGCAGGCACAGUGGAUAUUGUGCGUAUAUUACUGGCCUAUGCUUUAGAUUCAGCUGUUGUUACUGGAGAAAAGUUUCCUGGUAGAGAACAUAUCGAAGUAUCUGCAAGAAAAUUGCUGUUGGAGUUAAUUGAAUUGAGUGAGACGGCUCCAAAUCCUGAAUUUUCAAAGCCUGUGGCAAUAGCACCGAACCAAAAGAAGAAAUCUUCACUUUUGGCAGAUGAAAAUCUUUCACCAGAUAUUGAAUUGAAGCGAGGAGAUUGGAUGUGCCCCCAAUGCAAUUUCUUGAACUUUUCUAGAAAUGUGAAAUGCCGAGAAUGUGGUGAAGAUGGACCUAAGAAGGUCAGUCGUGCUGAAGUUGAAAUGAAGCAAGGAGAUUGGAUUUGCCCAGAUUGUGGUUAUAUGAACUUCUCCAGAAAUGCAAGCUGCAUAAAAUGCAACGUGGAGGGUCCUAAGAGAGUUCGUGCUGAUGCUAUUGAAAUGAAGAAAGGAGAUUGGAACUGUCCACAGUGUCAGUUCAUGAAUUUUGCAAGCAACAAGAAGUGCAAGCGUUGCCAAGAAGUGCGUCCGAAGAGGGAGCUUAUCCCUGGAGAUUGGGAAUGCCCCUCAUGUGAUUUUUUAAAUUACGCAAAGAAUGUGAUAUGCCGUAAGUGUGAUGGUGAUCGCCCAAAUGAAAAAGUGGAUACACGUUAUGAAGACCAGUUAUGGAGGAAGCCCUCAAGCCCUCUCCAAGGCAGGUAGCUUGAUAAAGCUCAAUAUCCUAAACGAGAAAUGAUGAUCUAUAUGCAUGAAGGUUGGAUUUGUUAUUUGCCAAUGCUCUGUAUUCCAUGCAUUUGGCUCUUCUAGUGCUAUUCCACCAGCUAGAAGAAGAAAAAGAAACCAUAGUUGGUCUCUUGCAUGUGAUUUCUCUAGUUAGGUUACUUUUGUAAGUUAUGAUAGUUCUUCUUAGGGUUUUGUCACAUAUUCAAAUCAUCUUGGUUGAUAUUUGAUAUUAUUAGAACUGUUUUUUGUGGCAGUGUAUAAUGUCUACUGAACCGAUUAGAAGAAACAUCGGACAUGCUCUUAUGAGGAAUGUUAGCGAACUUCCUGUUAUUUUAUCGAUCAUGUCAGGAGUCUUGAUAUAUUUAACAAUAUAUUUUAUAGUGAAUGCAAUUUUAACUCCUCGCAUCA
Messenger RNA from Daucus carota subsp. sativus, 1905 nucleotides. RefSeq names its product zinc finger protein VAR3, chloroplastic. Gene Ontology annotation, cellular component: cytoplasm. The coding region runs from base 145 to 1476 and encodes 443 amino acids. The record is from RefSeq and is a predicted model, not a curated record. The transcript is spliced from 7 exons. Gene Ontology annotation, molecular function: mRNA binding. NCBI's taxonomy places the organism in Eukaryota, Viridiplantae, Streptophyta, Magnoliopsida, Apiales, Apiaceae.